Molecule: messenger RNA, 787 nt
Organism: Heteronotia binoei (common prickly gecko)
Lineage: Eukaryota; Metazoa; Chordata; Lepidosauria; Squamata; Gekkonidae
Product: zinc finger and SCAN domain-containing protein 21-like
Exons: 3
Coding region: 5-787 (260 amino acids)
Source: RefSeq, a predicted model, not a curated record
UGGGAUGUUCAUGGGCAUAUCUCCAUUCUCUUUUAUUUUCAAUGUUAUUGUCUGUGUCUCUCCUUCCUCCCAGAGAGAAGCCUCUGUUCAUAGCCAAGGGACUAAAGGCAUCUUUACACAGUCAGAGGUGACCCAAGAGAAGGGGAAAGAGAUGGAAGAGGAGAACUCAGAAGGACCUGGAAUUGGCAAGACAGCAAGGAAAGGCCUCCAUCCCACCGAAGCUGGGAGUGGUGUUGAAUUCUGGGAAAGCCAGGUGCCAGAUAUCCAUGAUCAGCAAACUGCAAUCUCAGCUCUACAUUGCCAGCACUUCCGGCAGUUCCGUUACCAUGAGGUUGAUGGGCCCCGAGAGGUUUGCAGCCAGCUCCAUGAACUUUGCAGCCACUGGCUGAAGCCAGAGAAAUGUGCCAAGAAGCAGAUCCUGGACCUGGUGAUCCUGGAGCAGUUCCUGACUAUCCUGCCCCAAGAAAUGCAGCAUUGGGUCAGAGAAUGUGGGCCGGAGACCAGUUCUCAAGCAGUGGCCCUGGCUGAAGGUUUCCUCCUGAGUCAGGCAGAGGAGAAAAGGCAAACAGAACAGAUCUGGGCACCAACCAUGAAGAAAGAUGCUACUUUCUCUGAUGCAGAAGGAGCUUCCUUGGAACAAGGGCAGAGAGCGCAGGCCCAGGAGUAUGCCCAAGAUACCCUCUCCUGUGAAUUUAGUACAAAGUGGGUGAGGUUUCAUAACUCUGGGAAGGGCGUGUGUGAAGCAGGGAACAAAGAAGCAAACACCCUUUCUCCUUUGUCUCACUAA